Messenger RNA from Temnothorax curvispinosus, 3769 nucleotides. RefSeq names its product extended synaptotagmin-2 (gene Esyt2). Gene Ontology annotation, molecular function: lipid binding. The transcript is spliced from 17 exons. The coding region runs from base 194 to 2629 and encodes 811 amino acids. Gene Ontology annotation, biological process: lipid transport. The record is from RefSeq and is a predicted model, not a curated record. NCBI's taxonomy places the organism in Eukaryota, Metazoa, Arthropoda, Insecta, Hymenoptera, Formicidae.
AGCACGGUUCGACCACGGUGGGCACGGUGUGUUGGGUGUUCCGCGUGUAUGUACGCGUGUUGUCAUCAUCGCUAAAAAAAAACACGGAGAGAACUGAGCCGGACACAAUACGCGAGUGAACACGCUGAUGCUGCAAGUAAAAACCAAGAUCUGACUGAUAAUAGCCGAUAAGAACUGAUAAUAAAAACUAAAGAUGGAAGGAGAAUCGGAAAAUAAUGUUUCUAAUAAAAAUUCCAAAUCAAUUACUUGGCCAUACAUGAAUGUCAGUUCGCUAUCCAUAUCAUUUUUGACUAAACUGACGGCAGCUGGUAUCAUCUGGGGAUGGGGAUAUUUCAACUACAGCAUAGCCUGGCUGAUUGCGCCAAUCGCGUUUUCCGUAUGGAAGGCAGAACGAAAAAAGGACAACGAAUUAAGAACGAUUACAGCACAGGCGAGCGUGCUGGCUAAGGAAAAGGAAUUGAUCGUCAAUCGAAUGAACGAAUUACCCUCGUGGGUGUAUUUCCCGGACUUUGAUAGAGCCGAGUGGCUGAACAGAAUCUUAUAUAAAGUGUGGCCAAGUAUGAAUCAAUUCGUCCGUCAGUUGUGUAAGCAAAGUAUAGAACCGUCGAUUGUUGAGAAACUGACUGAAUAUAAAAUCAAAGGCUUUCAAUUUGACCGUCUGGUUCUGGGUCGCAUUCCACCAAAAAUAUACGGGAUCAAAGUGUAUGAUAAAAAUACCUCAAGAAACGAGAUCAUCUUAGAUGCAGACAUUAUGUAUGCUGGCGACUGUGAUAUUACCUUUUUCGUUGGAAACAUUAAAGGUGGUAUUAGGGACUUUCAAAUACAUGGAUUGGUGCGCGUUGUUAUGAAACCUAUGCUGCCGAUGAUGCCGUUAAUCGGAGGUGUACAGAUAUUCUACUUGAAUGUUCCUACUAUUAACUUCAAUUUAGUAGGAGUGGCUGAUGUAUUAGAUCUACCUGGAUUCAAUGAAAUUUUAAGGAAGACAAUCGUUGAACAGAUAGCAGCCAUUCUUGUAUUACCGAACAAAAUAAUUAUACCCUUAAGCCAAGAAGUACCCAUGGAGUCCUUAAAAAUACCUGAACCUGAAGGCGUUCUGAGAAUUCAUGUAGUAGAAGCAAAGCAUCUGAUGAAAAAAGAUAUUGGAAUGUUAGGUAAGGGCAAGUCUGAUCCGUAUGCCGUCAUAAAUGUUGGUGCCCAGGAAUUUAGAACAAAAACUAUUGACAAUACCGUUAAUCCAAAAUGGGACUUCUGGUGUGAGGCUAUGAUCAGUUCAUGCAAUAUGCAAGAAGCUGUGGUAUCUCUUUGGGAUUGGGAUGCAAAUGUCCCAGGGGUACAAUAUGAUGAUUUCCUUGGCAGGGCCACCAUCGAAGUUAAUCAAGUGAAGAAAAAGGGCACGAUCGAUACAUGGAUCUCCUUGGAGCAAGCAAAACACGGCAUGGUUCAUUUGCGAUUAACAUGGCUACAAUUUUCGAGAGACUCUGCCGAUUUAAAAGCUGCUCUAAUAGAAACCCAAGAACUUAGAGUUACAUCGAUGAGUACAGCCGUUCUAAUACUCUAUAUCGAUUCUGCUAAAAAUUUGCCGUGCAUCCGAGGAAAUAAACAACCCGACGUUUAUUUGGAAGCGAGCGUGGGUGGAAAGAAAGAGAGAACAGCCACUGUACCACGUUCUUGUGAUCCUGUGUGGGAACGAGGAUUCACUUUUUUAGUUAGCAACCCCGAAACUGGAAUUUUGCACAUGAAGAUUAUAGAUGAGAAAACUGCCAUGACAGUUGGGGAAAUGAGGUAUAAUCUUUCCCUACUUUUGGAAAGGAAUAAUCUCGAGGUGACGCAACAACCGUACAAUUUGCAAAAGGCCGAAGCGGAUAGCAAGCUUGUGCUGUCAAUGUCAUUAAAUAUCCUGAAAUAUGAACAGCCUGAACCCACUUCCGAGGAAGAUGAAGAUGAUCAUGAUAUCAAUGAAAUAAAUAAACGAAUCGAACGUCAAGAGUCCAACAUUAGUAACAUGGUGUCUUCCAGUGUACCACCGAGUCCGCUUAAAAAACAGCCGUCGAAAGAAUCGGUCAACAGUCAACCUCGCACUGGAUCCCCCGCAGCACUUUUGCCUGAGGAACCAGCAGCGGUGGAAGAAGAAUUAAUAGUCAGCACUAGCGCUCCGUCCUCUUUCACCGGAAGCCCUCAGCUUAUCCACAGAAACCCGAGCGUCACGUCUUCCUCGGGCGAAGCGAAAUUAGGGAGAAUACAAUUGACUAUACGUUACAGUUCGCAAAGGCAAAAGCUUACCGUUUUCGUACACAAAGUUUCUAAUCUGCCGCUUCCCCAAAACGAUCCACAUAAUAUACCGGAUCCGUACGUAAAACUCUACAUUUUGCCGGACAAGCACAAAGAAACGAAACGCAAAACUGCUGUGGUAAAGGACAACUGCAACCCAACGUUCGACGAGCAAUUCGAAUACGUGGUCUCGCAGGGAGAUUUAAAUACGCGCGUAUUAGAAGUGUCUGUGUGCACACAAAAGGGUUGGCUCUCUACCGGGAGCAACGUGAUGGGACAGAUUCACUUGAAAUUGAGCGAAAUUAACAUCUCGAAGACUGUCACCAGCUGGUACGACUUACAACCGGAAAUUAAAGACUAGAAGAAGAGGAAAAGUAAGUGGGGAUUUGAGCGUUUGUGCGUCUGCUUGACGAAACAACCGCUCAAAUACCCACUUAAUAACUUGUACAAACGAUGAAAGUCUCAGAUAUUACAAUUACCUCUAUAUUACGUUGAUCAUUGUUGAAUUUACGACUUAUUCAGGUAAGUUGCUAUGCGGUGCUAUGCGAGAUGCGAGACGUCUUGCGAGAAACGAUGAAAGAUAUUAUUUAAAGAGGUAUUCGUACUUACGCCGUAUAAUGGCAUGAAAUGAUCUGAUAUGUAAUAUAUAUUGCCGCAAUCAUACAACAGAGGCGGAUUGGCUUGUAACUUGAUUUAGUAACUUGAAGAUAAUCUAUAAAAUAUUUGAAUACGAUACACACGCGAAGAGAUCUCAACAAACAAGGCUUUAUUGUUAUCCCGCGUUUGAAAAUGUGCCUAAAACAGUUAAACGCUGGACGUUUAAUUGAAGAAUCCAUUUGGCAUGCAAUACAUAUUAUAUCCGUGAAUCUCGAUUGUAAGUGAGCAUUCGUAAUUUAUGAGAAUACGAAAAAAUAGUGAUUAAACGCACGUGCGUAAGGAAUAUUGAAAAUUUCUCAUGCCCCAAUACCGAUCCGCAUCUGGUAUCAAAUAUAUUUUGUACUUUCCUUUCUGUUUAUGCGAUGAUUGAGUUGCGGCAUAAAAUACACACUAGGUGCAGAUACUAUUACUAAAUGAUCUGAAUAAUGUAGUAUAUAACAUGACUAAUUUAUAUGCUAAUGAAAGCUAGUUAAGUAAGAUGCCAAUUUUGCGACAUUGUGUUUUUUUUUUUACUAUAUUCCAAUACUGUUUUAUUACUAAUAAAAUUAAAUAAUGCAUUUAUCAAUUGCACAAGCAAUUAAAUGAAUGAUUAUACUAAUAUUAAAAAAUUAAUAUUUUAUAAGAUUCACAUUGGUAUAUAAGUUAUACGUCAAUAUAGUUUUAAUACGGCAUUCUUAAAACCAAAUUAUUAUAUACGCUUUAUACUUGUAUUGGAGAUUUUGCUACAUUAUACAUACAUGUGUACACACAUAAAUAUAUCUAUGUAUCUAUAUUCUGUGACGCGCACGACUCCGUCAAUACUGUCACAAAUUGUUGAGAACAAUAAACAUUAUGUGCAUUGUCA